CGUUAUCUCCGCGCGCACAUCCCCGUGCCGUGUGCGCGUUCCGCCCGUUCAGCCCGCCCACCGCUGCUCUCUGCUGCCUGGGCGGACCGGGGCAGACCCGAUCCGACCAGUUCCGUGUUCUUUCCUCCUCAGCCAGUGUGGCGGAGCGGACGGCGAGUCCCCGCUCGGCCCCGGGAACCGGAACUCAGAGGCGCCGAAGUCCGGACGGAGGUGAUGUCAUUCUGAGGUUAUAGGUCAUCAGAGGAUCCAGUGCACUUGAGUUUCACAGCAUCAGCAGCAUCAUGGUGAUCAAGACGACAACAGACAGAUUGUUUCACCUCAUGGUUACCUGCUGACCUUUGACCUCUUGAGAAUUCAUGAUGGCCCUUUGCCUGGGGCAGGAUGGGCGGCCAGACGACCCUCGCUCUGGGACUCCUGGGAAACUGUGAUUUCUCCAGAACGCCUGCAGUUCAGUGACGAUGGAUUCUAAAACAAAGGACUAGAAUCUGGAAUUCUUUUGAAGUAUGGAACAGGAUUUUACGCAGAGUGACGGUAAAGAUGUCUGUACACAUUAGCCAGCGCGGCUAACAUCUGUGUCAGUUCCACAUGCUGACAUCACCUUUCAGCUUCCAACAGCAAAUCUGACCCUAGGUCAGUAUCUCAACACAUCAUCGCCAAAAGACUACAAAUAUGGCCACCACAGGAAGGAAGCACUUGAUCAGAGACUUUAAUCAUUUCAUCACCUGUUAUCUGUGCCGGGGCUACCUGAUUAAACCCACCACAGUCACAGAGUGUCUGCACACCUUCUGUAAGAGCUGCAUCGUGCAGCAUUUUGAAGAGAGUAACGACUGUCCAAAAUGUGGCAUUCAAGUCCAUGAAACCAACCCCCUGGAAAUGCUGCGGCUGGACAAUACCCUGGAGGAGGUCAUUUUCAAGCUGGUACCAGGACUCAGAGAAAAAGAAGAGCAGGAACUCGAAUUCUGGAGGAAGAACCAGCCAAAAGAAAACUGUCAAGGAGAAACGCUGAAAUGUCAGAGAAUCGCCUUACCUGAUGUUGGCAGUAAUGGCGGCGGCGAUGGCGAUGAUUGCGAUGGUGGAGGUGCUGAUGGAGACUACCACAGAAGUGACCCUCAGAUAGCCAUCUGUCUGGACUGCCUACACAACACGGGACAGUCCGGGGAGAACACUGUCACGCAGGACUUGGUGAAGAGGUUCAUCCGCUGCUCCAGUCGAGUCACUGUGGGAACAAUUAAGAAGUUUCUCAGUCUUAAACUCAAACUUCCGAGUUCCUAUGAGGUUCCUUCCUGUCACGUCCAGCUGGACGUGUUGUGUAACGGCGAGAUCAUGGGCCGAGACCACACGCUGGAGUUCAUCUACAUGACUCGAUGGAGGCUACACGGAGAAAAUACCUAUCCCAUGGUUCUGGAGUACCGGCCUCGUAUCGACUUUGGCUGAAUGUGGCUGUGAGAAGAGGACCACGUGCACACACACACGCACACACACAGACUUUACAAACCAUUAUGAACAGCUUCUCGGACUCUGCAUCAAAGGACAAUACGAGUUCCUGAACAGUACCAGUUCAUCAUCUGAGCUCCAAAAGCCACCAGGAAGGGCUGCUAAAUGUCAACGUCUUCAUACAACCAGCAGGGGGCAGCACAUGUCCAGUGUGAAAUAUGAAUAUUUAUGUCCAUAAAGUGGUUCCAUUAUGAUGACAUCAUGCCAGGAAGAGGUACAAACAUAUUUCCAAAAUAUGAAGGAAGUCCACAAAUGUUUGCUGGGAUUCUCCCCAACAAUGUGACAGAUUCCCAGUUUUAUGUCCAUCAACUCGCCAGAGUCCCGUUGCUCCAAACUUGGAUGACGGUCGUUCGGUUCGGUGAACAAAUAUGAAGUAAAUCCAGUGAGCAGUCACUGAGCUCUGGCUCCAGACUGACGUCCCAUCCCUCAUCGACGCCCAUCGGAAGAAAAACAAAUCAAAAUGAAUUUAAAAAUCAAACAAAAUGCAAAAAUUGUGGCACAAGCCAACUACAAAAGCUGAACUUGUUUCUUCGACCUGAAGGAACAUCGUCGAGAAUGUUCUAACAAUCAGACUGUCCAAACAGUUAAUCAGUUAUUUAUUUAAGCAUUUUGUUUCACAAGUCCAGUGUGACGGUAGAGCGCCCCCCUGUGGUAGCUGCAUUGGUGAUGACGGUGGAGUUUCAUAUCGUUGGUGUUUAUUUCAAUCUAGAUGGCAAAUAUAAACAAGACAAAGUGCAAGAAACAGCCUUCCGAAGGAGACCACUUCAUGUUGGCCACCAGGGGGCGCUAGCAGACAUGUUGGAAAUCAGAAGUUACAGCAGCUAACAUAGCCUAGCUGUGUGUGAAGUUAAAGUAUAGCGCCAUCUACAGCUGUGGAGGAGUGACUGUGAGGCCUUGCGUUCCUGCCGUUCUUUUUCCCUUUUGAGCUGUUCUUAAUGUUUACACGCACGUACACGCCCAUGAUGUGCAGAAAGAGAUAGAUUUAAAUGUAUUUUUGUACAGCGAGUGAUAAGGUGAGCGCGUUGUGAUGUGGAAGAGGUUUUACUCUACAUAGAAUAAUAUAUGCUGUAAUAUUAUUUUGAAAUGUUUGUCCCUGUGCCUAAAAACCUCUGAUCACAAAUGAAGUACGAGAAGAUCUUCACUCUGUAGAUUAAAUGUUUUAAUUUUUUUAAAUCA
This is a messenger RNA of Thalassophryne amazonica, 2670 nucleotides long. RefSeq names its product polycomb group RING finger protein 5-B-like. The record is from RefSeq and is a predicted model, not a curated record. The transcript has 9 exons. The coding region runs from base 670 to 1434 and encodes 254 amino acids. Gene Ontology annotation, biological process: regulation of transcription by RNA polymerase II. Gene Ontology annotation, cellular component: PRC1 complex. Lineage: Eukaryota; Metazoa; Chordata; Actinopteri; Batrachoidiformes; Batrachoididae.